This is a messenger RNA of Angiostrongylus costaricensis, 249 nucleotides long. Lineage: Eukaryota; Metazoa; Nematoda; Chromadorea; Rhabditida; Metastrongylidae. The record is from the annotation of a GenBank genome assembly.
AUGGAACUCGACAUCCUCCAAGGACAUCCCACCGCCGCGAUCAAGGUGCUGAUAAUGUUCGCUCAACUGCUAAUCGCUGAGCUAAUAAUGGUUCAAUGUGGUGGAAAGAAGAAGGGCGCGGCCGCUCCUGGUACUGCUCCGGCUGCUGGUGCUGCUCCAGCUGCUGGUGCUGCUCCAGCACCUAGUGGUGAAAAGAAGGAAGCCGAGGCCGAGAAGAAGGAAGGCGACGGCGAGAAGAAAGAGGAAUGA